AUGAUACCCUUCUACCUGCCCCUGCUAGCAGGCGCCCUCAUCCAUGAGACUACAGCCUCAACAGCGGCCGGUCCCGCAGCCUGCACCAACCUCACCACCAAACUAGGCUCUUCAAAGGUAGUCAGUAGUCAGCUCAACCUCCAAUACAUCGAAAGUCUAGAGUACUGGAAUACCCUGCAAGAUGCCUACAAACCCUCCUGCGUUGUCUACCCAGCCUCCGCCCAAGACGUCUCCACAGCUCUCCAAGCCAUCCGCACAGCAGACUCUCGCUUCGCCAUCAAAGCCGGCGGCCACAAUCCAAACACAUUCUUCUCCUCCGUCGACGCGGGUGUCCUUCUCGACAUGAGCAAAAUGACCGCUAAAUCCUACGAUCCAGACACCACACUCGCCACCUACGAGCCUGGCGGUGUCUUCGGCGAUCUAUACGAGUACUACGUCCAGUAUAACCGCACCGUCGUCGGCGCCCGGCUCGCAGGCGUAGGCACAGGCCUCGCUCUCGGCGGCGGCAUGAGUUAUCUCUCGCCGCAGUACGGUCUAGCCUGCGACUCCUUCCGGGAAUUGGAAAUCGUCCUGCCAAGCGGUGAAAUCGUGACUGCGUCCGAAUCCUCCCAUCCAGAUCUCUUCUUCGCAUCCCGCGGCGGCGGGGGCAAUGCCUACGGCGUCGUCACAAAGUAUACCGUGCAAAGUCGACCUAUCGGCGAGUUAUACGCUGGAAAUGUCAUCUACGCGUUUCCCCAGAAAGACACCGUCAUCGAGGCGAUUGGCAACUUUAUCAAAUACAAUACCGAUCCUAAGGCUGCUAUUAUCGGUACUUACGAGAAACUACCAACCCCUGAUUUAAAUCUAAAUCUCGACGAAGCGAUAAUCAUGUUCCUCGUCUAUGACGGACCGGAUUCAGGAGCUGCCUUUGACAAUUUUACUUCCAUCCCACACCUGCUCAACACGUUGAGUAUAAAAACAUACCCAGAGGUCGUCAACAUGCCCAUCCCCCUCUCAACAGAGCUCUCCCGCGGCGCAAACAUCUUCCGCGUCGGCGUGCACCGUCCAGAAAACAACUCCUACUCCACCGCCCUGGAUAAAUGGCGCUCGUGGGCUGAAUCCAACAAGGGCAAAUACGAACUGCUUUCGUUGGACUUCCAGCCCGUCCCGCGCAGUUUGACGGAUGCGAGUAAAAGCCAGGGUGGGAAUGCGAUGCAGAUGCCGGACGGGCCGUGGUUUUGGCUGAAUUAUUUGAUAACCACCCCGCCGGGCAUGAGUGAGGCGGAUUAUAACGCUGUGCAGGAGAGUUAUCGGGAUUUGGUGGCUGGAACUGGGAAUGCGGAAGGGUUGCCGUUGUUUAUUAAUGAUGCUAAUGUGGAUCAGGAUCCGUUGAGCUCGUUUAGUACUUUUGAGAGGUUGAAGGGGAUUAAGAAGGUUUAUGAUCCGGAUAACUUUUUUGUGGAGAAGACUGGGGGUUGGUCGUUUGAGUGA
Messenger RNA from Penicillium cataractarum, 1470 nucleotides. Its product is annotated as FAD-binding oxidoreductase. The transcript has a single exon. The record is from RefSeq and is a predicted model, not a curated record. The coding region runs from base 1 to 1470 and encodes 489 amino acids. Lineage: Eukaryota; Fungi; Ascomycota; Eurotiomycetes; Eurotiales; Aspergillaceae. Gene Ontology annotation, molecular function: FAD binding; oxidoreductase activity.